UUAAAAAAGGAAAACUAGUGUUCAAAGCCCAAUUUGUGGCUUUUCUUUCACGUUUAUUGUUACCGUUCAUAACAUUUUCUUGUGAGAUCCAUGUCAGCAGAAAGUAACUACAAAGCCAACGUGGCAGAAGUAAGCAGUUUUUGGUCAAACCCAGUGGAUCACUUUCGGCCUAACCUAAAGGCUUUCACUGUAUACACCGACCGUAACGAAGUCAUAGAUAAGUGGCAUCGCUUUCUCCAGCGCCGGCUAGGUGCCUGGUACGUUCCGUGGUGGAGCCCACUCUAUCAACUCUUACUUUGGUAUCCACAGAGAAAUCGUAACCUGUUUCUUAUUGAAAAUAACCUGAAUUAUAAGCCCUACCGCUUCCGCCGCAAUGACGAAGACCGCAACAAUCCCUACUAAGCAAAUAUAGAGGUUGCAGAGACGAGUUUACCUUUUGAAUUUUUUUUACACUCUUCUGUGUGCGCAUGCGGUCUUGAGGUUCUGCAUCUUGGUGUAAUCCCAUAUUAAAUAACAUUUGAUGAGUUGCCGAACUCGUUGGUACAUUUCUAAUAUGGCUUGCUUCACUUUGAAGUAACGAUGAAAAAUGAGACUAGUUCAUUGUAGUAUAAUACCUUUAUCUUACUUUCCAUAUACACUUCCAAUACUAGUUAAUGUAAUCA
Messenger RNA from Phytomonas sp. Hart1, 662 nucleotides. The record is from the annotation of a GenBank genome assembly. Lineage: Eukaryota; Euglenozoa; Kinetoplastea; Trypanosomatida; Trypanosomatidae.